Molecule: messenger RNA, 519 nt
Organism: Gregarina niphandrodes
Lineage: Eukaryota; Apicomplexa; Conoidasida; Eugregarinorida; Gregarinidae
Product: D-tyrosyl-tRNA(Tyr) deacylase
Exons: 2
Coding region: 1-519 (172 amino acids)
Biological process (GO): tRNA metabolic process
Cellular component (GO): cytoplasm
Molecular function (GO): D-tyrosyl-tRNA(Tyr) deacylase activity
Source: RefSeq, a predicted model, not a curated record
AUGCGCAUUGUCAUCCAGAGGUGCGUCAAGGCCUCUGUGGAAGUGGCUGGGGAAACCGUAGGCUCUAUCGGUCAAGGCCUGAUGGCCCUCAUCGGAAUCGAGCGGAACGACACUUGGAUCGAAUGCGAAUAUUGCUUGCGACGACUGAUCAACGGUCGCUAUUUCGACGCUGACCCCGUACUCAGCGAAGCCACACGCGCUUCGGGCACCCGUGAACAAGUGGCCACCAAGGCUUGGGCAAAGAGCGUGAAAGACAUGGAUCUGGAGAUCCUCAUAGUCUCGCAGUUCACUCUCUACGGGAGACUCACGAAAGGUUCCAAGCCCGAUUUCCACAAGGCCAUGAAGGCGCCGCAGAGUGAAGAGAUGUUCAACAAGUGUGUCCAGUGGGUCAAAGACAACUACAAACCAGAGAAAGUACAAACCGGAGCCUUCGGACGCUAUAUGCAGGUUUCCUUGACAAAUGAUGGGCCUGUGACUAUAGUAUUAGAGCAGAGCGCUCCUGAAGAGUCGACACCUUAA